UCCUUUCACAAAUACGUUUCAAGAUGGCGGCCGCUCGUUCAUCAAGAAGAGUAGUAACUGACGAAACAGAAGACCAAGAUCUUAGUAAAAUCGAGUUUGAAACAUCAGAAGAUGUGAAAGUAAUACCUACUUUUGAUGCUUUGAAUCUCAGAGAAGAUUUACUGCGCGGUAUCUAUGCAUAUGGGUUUGAAAAGCCUUCAGCAAUACAACAGCGAGCUAUUCGACCUAUAAUGAAAGGACGUGACGUUAUUGCUCAAGCACAGUCAGGAACAGGCAAGACCGCAACUUUCUCCAUUUCUGUCCUUCAGUCCAUUGACACCCAGUUAAGAGAACCACAAUGUCUUAUAUUGUCACCAACACGGGAACUGGCUGUGCAGAUUCAAAAGGUUGUACUAGCCCUUGGUGACUACAUGAGUGUGCAGUGUCAUGCCUGUAUUGGAGGAACAAACAUUGGUGAAGACAUCAGAAAACUGGAUUAUGGACAGCAUGUUGUUUCUGGAACUCCUGGCAGAGUUUUUGACAUGAUCAGAAGAAGACAUCUGAGGACAAGAUCCAUCAAAAUGUUGGUGUUGGAUGAGUCAGAUGAGAUGCUUAACAAAGGAUUUAAAGAACAGAUUUAUGAUGUUUACAGAUAUCUUCCUCCAGCCACACAGGUGGUUUUAGUCAGUGCUACACUUCCCCAUGAGAUACUUGAGAUGACUUCAAAGUUUAUGACAGAUCCCAUCAGAAUUCUCGUAAAACGUGAUGAAUUGACGUUGGAAGGAAUCAAGCAGUUCUUUGUAGCAGUUGAAAAAGAGGAGUGGAAGUUUGAUACCUUGUGUGAUCUAUACGACACACUUACUAUUACACAGGCUGUUAUCUUCUGUAACACAAAAAGAAAGGUUGACUGGCUGACAGAGAAAAUGAGAGAAGCUAAUUUCACAGUGACAUCUAUGCAUGGAGACAUGCCGCAGAAAGAAAGAGAAGCUAUCAUGAAGGACUUUAGAGCUGGACAAAGUCGUGUGUUGAUAUCAACCGAUGUGUGGUCCAGAGGACUUGAUGUACAGCAAGUCUCUCUUGUCAUUAAUUAUGAUUUGCCAAACAAUCGUGAGCUUUACAUUCACCGCAUCGGAAGAUCAGGUCGCUUUGGGCGAAAGGGUGUGGCAAUCAACUUUGUAAAGUCAGAUGAUAUCAGGAUCUUGCGAGACAUUGAGCAGUAUUAUGCUACCCAGAUUGAUGAAAUGCCAAUGAAUGUUGCUGACUUGAUCUAAACAUCUGUCAGUCUAUACAGCUACCUCAAGACAACAAGUAUUAUUAUAAUAGUCUUACCUUUAGUAUGACCUGGGUGUUCAAUAACAACCACCCACAUCCUCUAGUCUAGAUAUUGUACAGCUUUGUCAAAAACUUUUUUUCCUACAUUUUAAUUUAUUUUAUGACUUUUUGCUCUAAUUUUUUCCACUUCUUAAUGGAAUAUUAUGUCAUAAAAUACUCCAUGGACAGCCCAUAGCUUGAUUUAUCCUGGCUUUCUUGUUUUAAUUCAUUUAUUCUGUAAAGUAAUGCAGUGAAUGUCAUGUUUGAAGAAAUAUAAAAUGUAAGAUUAAGACAGUGUUGUUUACUUUUAUCAAGGUGCAAUGCAAUCAAGAUAUUUUUUAUUCAAAUGCAAUUAGAAAAAGGAAUUGCACAAAGUUCUUCUGAAAUACCAUCAUAGCAAACUAGACACAUUACAACACUUGGAAGUACAGUGGAUAUUAUUUUAUAUUUACAAUAUUAAGGAGUAACUAUAUACAAUAAAACCAGUUCAAUGUCA
This is a messenger RNA of Actinia tenebrosa (Australian red waratah sea anemone), 1786 nucleotides long. RefSeq names its product eukaryotic initiation factor 4A-III. Gene Ontology annotation, molecular function: ATP binding; RNA helicase activity; nucleic acid binding. The record is from RefSeq and is a predicted model, not a curated record. NCBI's taxonomy places the organism in Eukaryota, Metazoa, Cnidaria, Anthozoa, Actiniaria, Actiniidae.